AUGCCACGACAAGAGCUCGACACUCGAAGCUUCUUGGCAGGUGUCGUGGAUGACGACUGGAUCAACACAUGGGCACAAGUCCGCUCUGAGCUUGGGAUUUCAUUUGAGGCUGGCCAUCCGACCAUGCCAGCACCUUUGGAGGACGGUGGAAUCAGCAUGAGGCCCCUCAGCAGUGAAGAGAUGAAACAUUGGACUUCCAUUCUUCUGCGAUCAGUUCAGGUUGAGACUGAGGGACGUAGGCUGACGUCACACAGUUGCAAUUGCACGUUGCUGUCAUGGUGCUCGAAAAGAGGAUUGCCCUGGGAGGAUCGGCUUGUGCUUGGAGGACACACUUCAGCAGUGCGAUCUGCUCUGGUGUAUGCGCGUGAUGGCUUGGGCCGUCCGUUGCGCAUGCUUGAGAAACUGCUGAUGGAGGUGCGGAUGGGCAGGUUUUUGCCCGAUGCUACAAGGAGUGGUAGAUUUCCAGGGCCCCUUGCAACGGCAGUGCAGUGUGAUGAUGGGGACCAAAGUGAGUUCUCAUACGUCCCAAGUUUUGGAGAUGCUGAAGUUGAUGACGUCCCAGACAGCCACAAAACCCAUGUUGACCUUGUGAAACAUGCAGAGCUACUGGACACAGGUGCAGCGCGAUCCGUUGCAGGUGUGGCAUGCAAAGUGGAAUCUGCCGAGUCAGUAUGGGACUUGGUGGGCAGCAAUGAGGUGAUCGACUUGGACACUUGCUCAGAUGAAAGUGGAUGCUCAGUCGCGACGACCUCGUCCAGCUCAGAUGAGGGAGCUGCUGAACUUAGCAGCGCCAGGAGACCAGUGCAUCCUCCUACAGUGCCAGGUCAGUUGAAAUUGAUCCAACAUAAAAAGCUCAAGACGUUGCACCUGAUGGAACAGCAGAAUCAGAGGGUGAUGCUUUGUGGAAGAAUGGCUGAGACCAGCCGCUAUGAAAACGUUCAAGAAACAAGGUUUGACACUCCGUGUUGCCACACGUGCUGGCGGAAGAUUCCGGAGUAUGCUUGA
Molecule: messenger RNA, 1005 nt
Organism: Cladocopium goreaui
Lineage: Eukaryota; Dinophyceae; Suessiales; Symbiodiniaceae
Source: the annotation of a GenBank genome assembly